UGAGCACUAGAAAGCUCCAGACCCAGAGCUGCUGAGGGGCGGGAGAGGAAGGGAGUCACUAAGCCGCAGCCUGGCCCUUCCUCCCAGGGCAGCAUAAAUUCACGCAAACAUUCGUUCGUUCGCUCAACAAACAUUGGGAACCUAAGUGCCAGGCUUGUGCCAGGCCCCAGUCUCUGACCUCAUGGAGCCCGCAGCCCACUGGGGAACAGAUUAAGCCAUGAAACACGAAGAUGAGUGCCACAAAGACGUGAGGCGGGAGCUACUAGAGUAUCAGGACCGACCUCCUUUAGACAGCUAGAUGGGAGAGUCGUUUGUGAAGAAGUGACUUUUAAGCCGAGGCCUGAAGGGUGAUCUGAGGGAGCUGCUCUUGGCCAUCGAUCGACGCGCGACUCCCCCAGGCCCUCGGACCCGGAGCCUGGACAGAGGCUGGGCGGGAAGGCCUGGGCCAGGGGCGGAGCCACCUCGGCGGCGAAAGCCGGAAAGCGGAAGCCGAAGGCUGCUGCCCGGUGGUCGGCUGAGCGGCUCUAGCCCAGAUCGCAGACGGCUGAGUCACUGCAGCCCGGCGCGGCCCGGAGGAGACGAGCGCCGCCACCGCCGCCGCCUCUCGGGCUCCCGGGCUGUCGGGGUCCGGGGCCUUUGCACCUGUCUUUUCCAGCUGGGCACAAAGCCUUUUGCUGUCGCCGUGGCGACUGGAGGCCUAGCGAAGACCUCCUUCACUUUUAAUCCCCCGCAUUUUCUAGUUCAUUCUCUGCUUAUUUUCUGGUCAGUCCGUGACCCUGUAGGCGGGCUCGGACCGGCGAUCGAUUUUCCGCCCUCAGGGCGCUGGGCGGCCGGCUGCCUCCGAGGCUGGGGCGGCCUCUGCGGUCUCCAUGGUAACGGCCUCGCCGGCGUCUCCGCCUAGAGGGGAAGAUGCGGCCUGCCUGGCCCGCCGCCUCGCCCCCGGCCUCACGGUGGGACCCCGGGCACUGAGGACGAAGGUCCCGGGUGCCGGCCCGCGGGGCAACGGGCACUAGGUGAGAGCCGGACGCCGGCGAGCGAAGGAGGCGGGUGCCGGGCGACUCCAGCGGCCGCCCCUGCCCCUCCCCCGCACCCACGAACACGCUCGCCCGAAAUACUGCAGAGGCUUCUCCGGUCGCCGCUGCGCCAGUUUUUUUUGUUUGUUUGUUGUGUUUUCCCUGGCAAACAGCUGGAGAAAGAGCAGCUCAUGGAGAGGCUGAGAGAAGCGGUUUUCGCGUCCUACCCAAACUGGGAGAGUAACCUUCAGCAGCUGGACUCACCGAUUGGUUUUCCUUCAUUUUCAGUGAAAUCCCAUUCUCUGACUGGAGACACAGAUGGCCUCAAAUGAGAGAGAUGCUAUAUCGUGGUACCAAAAGAAGAUUGGAGCCUACGAUCAGCAGAUAUGGGAAAAGUCAAUAGAACAGACUCAGAUUAAGGGUUUGAAAAACAAACCGAAAAAGAUGGGCCACAUAAAGCCAGACUUGAUUGACGUUGACUUAAUCAGAGGGUCAACAUUUGCCAAAGCAAAACCUGAAAUUCCAUGGACAUCUCUGACUCGGAAGGGGCUUGUUCGAGUUGUGUUUUUUCCAUUGUUCAGCAAUUGGUGGAUUCAGGUUACCUCUUUAAGAAUCUUUGUUUGGCUGUUACUACUUUAUUUCAUGCAAGUUAUAGCAAUUGUCUUAUAUUUGAUGAUGCCUAUUGUGAACAUAAGUGAAGUACUUGGACCCUUGUGCCUUAUGCUACUCAUGGGAACUGUCCACUGUCAAAUUGUGUCUACUCAGAUAACAAGACCAUCAGGAAACAAUGGAAAUCGAAGAAGAAGAAAAUUACGAAAAACUGUAAAUGGUGAUGGGAGCCGAGAAAAUGGAAAUAACUCCUCUGAUAAAGUCAGAGGAAUAGAAACUUUGGAAUCUGUACCCAUUAUUGGUGGUUUUUGGGAGACUAUCUUUGGCAACAGGAUUAAAAGAGUAAAAUUAAUAUCUAACAAAGGGACUGAAACUGACAAUGACCCAAGUUGUGUCCAUCCUAUCAUUAAGAAGAGACAAUAUCGACCAGAGAUUAGAAUGUGGCCAACAAGAGAGAAAGCAAAAUUUUCAGAUGGAGAAAAGUGCCGUAGGGAGGCUUUUAGGCGUUUGGGUAAUGGGGUGUCUGAUGACCUGUCAAGUGAAGAAGAUGGUGAAGCACGGACACAGAUGAUAUUAUUGCGUAGGAGUGUGGAAGGGGCCUCAAGUGACAAUGGUUGUGAAGUUAAGAAUAGAAAACCAAUACUUUCAAGGCACCUAAACUCUCAGGUAAAGAAAACCACUACAAGGUGGUGUCAUAUUGUGCGGGAUUCAGAUAGUCUGGCUGAAUCAGAAUUUGAAUCAGCAGCCUUCAGCCAGGGCUCUAGAUUGGGUGAGAGUGGUGGCUCUCGAAGCCUCAACAUGUCAAGAAGAGACUCAGAAAGCACCCGCCAUGACUCGGAGACUGAGGAUAUGUUAUGGGACGACCUGCUACAUGGCCCAGAGUGCCGGUCAUCUGUCACCAGUGACAGUGAGGGGGCCCAUGUGAAUACCCUUCACUCAGGGACCAAACGUGACCCCAAAGAGGAUGUUUUUCAGCAGAAUCAUUUAUUCUGGCUUCAGAAUUCAAGUCCUUCCUCUGAUCGUGUUAGUGCAAUAAUCUGGGAGGGGAAUGAGUGCAAAAAGAUGGAUAUGUCUGUGUUGGAAAUAAGUGGCAUCAUCAUGAGCAGGGUCAAUGCCUAUCAUCAAGGAGCAGGUUAUCAGAUGCUAGGAAAUGUUGUCACUAUUGGAUUAGCAUUUUUUCCAUUCUUACAUCGACUUUUCCGUGAGAAGAGCCUUGACCAACUAAAGUCCAUUUCAGCUGAGGAGAUCUUGACUCUCUUUUGUGGGGCACCACCUGUUACACCUAUUAUUGUUUUGUCCAUAAUUAAUUUUUUUGAAAGAUUGUGUCUUACUUGGAUGUUUUUUUUCAUGAUGUGUGUGGCAGAGAGAACAUAUAAACAGAGAUUUUUAUUUGCAAAACUCUUCAGCCAUAUUACUUCUGCCAGGAAAGCUAGGAAAUAUGAAAUACCUCAUUUCAGACUUAAGAAGGUGGAGAAUAUUAAAAUAUGGUUAUCACUGCGUUCCUAUCUAAAGAGACGGGGGCCACAGCGUUCAGUUGAUGUGGUUGUAUCUUCGGUCUUCCUACUGACACUUUCGAUUGCUUUCAUUUGUUGUGCUCAGGAAUUGAAUUCCAGGUUGCCAGUUAUUUCCUUUCAGCACUUUUAGGAUUCUAUUGCUUUCUGAUUUCCACAUUUUAUCUUGAGAAGUCUGCUGCUAGGGUGCCAUGACAAGCCAAAGCUAAUAUGAGUCAAACUCAGUGGGGAGGCAGAAAACAAAGGUCUUGUAAGGCAAUGGAGCUGGCUAAGAGGAGUGGAGAUGGGAGCCUACGUAGCCCUGGGGGAAGCGAGAUGGAGAGGGCAGCUGCUUGGUGACUUCCUGUUUUUCACAAGGUUUCUGUGAGCAUUAUCUGUAUGUUUUUCAGUAAAUUCCAUCUUACUUUGGGCUUGAGUAAAUUUCUUUACUUUUAAAUCAACAAAUUUAAAAACAAAAACAAAAACCUUUUACCAGAAAAUUUGACACAUAAUAGGCACUCAAUAAAUGGUAGUUGCUGCUGCUAUUGUUAUUUGGAGCCUAAAACAGAAUAAAGAACUGAUCCUUAGGAUUUUCUAGUCAUACUAGUGGAAUGAGCCACAUGUUUUAGGGAGCUCAGUUGACAUAAUGCAAAGUUAUUACUUUGAAUAAUGGUUGCCAUAUAGUUGUGAGCGGACACACUGAUAGUUAAAGUAGCUGCAAAUGCAUUUGUCUUAUUUUAUUUGUGUAUUUUCCUUCUUUGUUACUUCUAGACCCUUGCUAAAGGAGAAAAUCUAGAAAACUUAGAGAAAUAUAUAGAGAUUAAAUAAAUAGGUAAUACUUUAUGAGUAUUAAAGCUCUUCUGCUUUGAGUAUUGAAAUAUUGGAUUUUUGGAAAUGUUCUUAAAUUGACAGAGUAAAAGAGUAAUUACAUGAUUUUAAGGUAAAUGAAAAACUUAACUUUUUUUUGAUCCUUUGUAUAGGUUCUCCAAGGACAUAAAACUUUCCUGAAUGAUGCUUAUAACUGGGAGUUUUUGAUCUGGGAAACAGCUUUACUACUUUUCUUAUUGCGUCUGGCCUCAUUGGGGUCUGAAACCAAUAAGAAAUACAGCAAUGUUUCGAUAUUACUUACAGAACAGGUAUUGAUCAGUCCUGUCAAUUGGGUUUAGUGGUUAGGGGUAGCGUAAUAUGCUGUAAGUUUCCUGCAGAGGAUUCAGGGUUUAAUCACUGUCUAGCUGUCACUUUCUAGCUACAGGACCUCACGAGUCACUUUGCUGCUCUGUAGUUGCUUAUCCCUAAUAAAAUGGAUGUAAUAUCUCCUCCUGCUCUGUGAGAAUUAAGAUCUAAUGGAUUGAAAAGACUUUGUAUACUAUAGAGAGAUUUUUAUUGGUGGUAAUGGAGCAUGCUUUUAAUCUCAUAUUCUAUGUCAAGUAUUAGAUCUUUAGAGUACUUGUCAUUUAGCAUGUAUAAUAAGCUUCUUGAAUUCUGUAUCAGACAUAGAAUACAUUAUUCAGUGUUUGGAAAAUACUUGUUUUCAGUAUGUGAAUAGACACUAAGAUUGAGAAAUAUCUCUUGUAAAUACAGAGUAGUAUAAAGUUUUUUUAAUUUUGUUUUAAAUUUCAAGUUUUUCCAUAAACUUUGAAUAAAAACAUUUAUCAUUCUUU
Molecule: messenger RNA, 4773 nt
Organism: Symphalangus syndactylus (siamang)
Lineage: Eukaryota; Metazoa; Chordata; Mammalia; Primates; Hylobatidae
Gene: PHTF1
Product: putative homeodomain transcription factor 1
Cellular component (GO): endoplasmic reticulum
Source: RefSeq, a predicted model, not a curated record